AUGUCCAAAAUUACAAAUGACACUAAUGAUUUUAUGAAAGAUCCUAUAAUAAUAAGGAUUGUUAUUGGCAACAAGAACGCGGCAACAGAAACUAUUAAACAAAAGCUUGCUUAUGUUGGACAAGAAGAGGGUAAAUUGGUACCAGUUUGUCAGUUAAUACAAGAAGGCUUAAAACCACAUGUAUUGGCGUUUGUUCAAUCCAUUGAACGUGACAAAGAACUAUUUCAUGAGUUAUUGUAUGAUGAGAUGGGCAAGCGUAUAGUUAUGAUACGUAUAGCAUAA
Messenger RNA from Entrophospora candida, 282 nucleotides. NCBI's taxonomy places the organism in Eukaryota, Fungi, Glomeromycota, Glomeromycetes, Entrophosporales, Entrophosporaceae. The record is from the annotation of a GenBank genome assembly.